AUAAAAAUAUGGUGUAUCGAAACUGUGCAUUAAUUUAACGUGAAAUAAUGUUUUGGAACGAGGUACAAGAGGAGACUCGAUGGCAGGAUAUUGUGUAAAAUGUUAUCCAAACAUUUUGAUUGGAUGCAUUUACGGUCAAGGUUUAUUAGACUUGUGUCUCCCAAAUUUAAUGAAAACAAUUAAAUAAAUUCUGUGUCAGGUUUUAUCUGAGAGCAGGUUCUAAGAUUGGAACGAAUUAGGCGUAAAUUAGAGAAACGUCUUUUCCCUCUGAGCUGGGCUUUUCCAUUACUUUGCCUCUUCGUAGAUUUGUUUAUACCUAAGUAAUUUAACACAUUCGUAAUCAGUUCCAAGUGAUAAGUUUCGUAUGAAUGCGUUCAUUAACCUUUUUUUUAAUUAAAUUCAUUGAACUUCGUAGUUGUUACGUAAUAUCGUACUUGUAAUGACAACAAAAAUAAUUCUGACCCAGUUUUUGUUGUCUGUCCUUCUGCCCAAAGUCCAGUGAACCCUCCAUCCGAUCGUUAGAGAAUUAGGCGACUUCUUGUGGCCCUGUUUUGCCUUUUAAACCCAGAUCGGUUGCGAUAACCGGAGGGACAUGUGAAAAACUAUCUUCACUUGGAAAUUAUUACUUAUUUUUCAUUUGAAACGUUAAUUGUUGUUUCCCUUUCUCAAAACGGUGGCCACCUCUGCAUGAUUUCACCUGUUCACCACGUGUGACUCCCUUUAAAUACCGGCAAUGCCGCUCUUCGCACGCUCAGUUUUAUUAGAGAAAUCGUCGAACACGUCCCAUAAAUGUAUCACAAAAUGUUGGUCUGUGUCAUCGCCGCUCUCACAGUUUUUAACAUUGUCUGCGCUAUGCCGUCAGAAACUCAAAACGCUUCAGUAAUGUGCAAACUUCCUGAGGCUCGAGGACAUUGCAGGGCGCUUUUGCCGCGUUGGAGAUACGAUCCUGCGACGGGGAAAUGUCACGAAUUCAAAUUUGGGGGAUGUGACGGCAACGGAAAUAAUUUCAUGACGUACAAAGCUUGCAUGAGUGUGUGUGCAGGAGUUUGAAGAGAGAGGAGAGAAUUUUGUGAUACUGUAUUAGUGUUCUUGAUGUAUUUAUCUUAGUUUAUUUAUUGCGAUAAGAGUAUUACAUGUUUAUUUCGUGUACUGGAAUUUUCUACAAUUAAUAAAAAUUGUUAUAAAAGCGAAA
Tribolium castaneum (red flour beetle) is the source of this 1192-nucleotide messenger RNA. RefSeq names its product PI-stichotoxin-Hcr2m. The transcript has 3 exons. The coding region runs from base 790 to 1050 and encodes 86 amino acids. Lineage: Eukaryota; Metazoa; Arthropoda; Insecta; Coleoptera; Tenebrionidae. Gene Ontology annotation, molecular function: serine-type endopeptidase inhibitor activity. The record is from RefSeq and is a predicted model, not a curated record.